Dentiscutata erythropus is the source of this 468-nucleotide messenger RNA. Lineage: Eukaryota; Fungi; Glomeromycota; Glomeromycetes; Diversisporales; Gigasporaceae. The record is from the annotation of a GenBank genome assembly.
GGGACCCUUUAUUCAUUACAAAUUGUUGCAACUAUACCAUUAAGGUUUCGGAAUGAAAAUUUUGGAUAUACCAUAGUUCCAGGAAUGGGGAUUGCUAUGGUAAUGGAGUUUUGUGAGGGUGGAAAUUUAAGAAGCAUAUGCGAUGGAAGCCGCCCAGAAAUUAUUGAAGGCAUACCAACUUUUUUGGUGAAAUUAAUGCAAAGAUGUUGGGAUAAUGACCCUAAGAAACGUCCAAAUGCUGAAGAAAUAGUGCAUGAAGUUGAAUCUGGAUUAGAAGUGAUUCAGAAGAUGUCUCGAGAAGAAUUUUAUGAGCAUUUAAAACGUGAUUUGACAAAGAAGCAUCCUAAUACUGUCUAUUUGAGCAAAUUUAUAUCAAUAAUUACAAAUAAUGAAAAUUCAGAUUAUGAAUAUAUUAUUCAUGAUAUCCAAAGUAGGGAUUUUAACUCUCUUGAAUAUAACCUAAAAUAG